AUGAAAAUGCUAUUCAUACUUUCGCUUGCGGUCUCCGCCCAUGCUUUGGGCACUUAUUCGGACGAGUUCACCCGGCACUUCAUGUUUCCGUUGAGCGCAGCCGCCUAUUCGGAUCGACCAGAAAUGUGUAUUAAAACGCUGACUCGGAACGCAACGCUAUCUCGUCAAACUACAGUUUCAUGUGGAGUAUCCAACACCACCUGCUCUGGAUUUACGGCGGUAAUUCCAGAAGAACGAGCGAUAGUGUUAAGCUUUAGAGGUACAACAACAACCGCGCAACUAAUCGAUCAAGCAACAAAAAGCGCAUUCAAUAACUGGGUUAAAUGGAUGUUUGGAGGGCAUGUAUCGAGUUAUUUCGGUAAUGCAUUCGUAAAAGUUUGGAAUGGUGGAAUGGGUGCAGACUUUGUGAAACUUAGAAAGAAGUAUCCAAAUUUUGAAAUAUGGAUCACUGGUCACUCGCUUGGGGGCUCAAUGGCAUCACUGGCUAGUUCAUAUCUUAUAGGAAACCGUUUUGCUGAUCCACUAAGAACGAAGUUGAUGACUUUUGGUCAGCCGAGAACAGGAGAUCCACAUUUCUCGAACACUCACAGAGAACAGGCCGAGUAUGCUUUUCGAGUCGUGCAUUGGAGAGAUAUUGUGCCUCACAUCCUAACCGCCGGUUACAAACAUCACAGGCAAGAGGCAUUCUACAAAAGCGGCAUGAAACCCGGUGAUUACACAGUCUGCAAAGAUGACGAAUCGAAAGAAUGCAGCAAUGGCCUGUUCCUUAAAGCAAGCACAAGAGACCAUACGCAUUAUUUCGGGAAACAUGUCAGCACCUAUGGAAUCGAAGGCUGCGUUUAA
Molecule: messenger RNA, 843 nt
Organism: Necator americanus (New World hookworm)
Lineage: Eukaryota; Metazoa; Nematoda; Chromadorea; Rhabditida; Ancylostomatidae
Exons: 8
Coding region: 1-843 (280 amino acids)
Biological process (GO): lipid metabolic process
Source: RefSeq, a predicted model, not a curated record